UUACUUCUGUUUAGUUUGGAAAAUUAAGUUAUUUUCUAAAUAAAAUAUGACUGAAUAUCCAUCUUGUGAAAAAAUAGCUGAAAUAUCAAUUGAAAAAUUUACAAAUUUAAUAAAAAAUAUUGAAAAUGACGUUGAACAAUGGAGUAUUCUUUCAACUAUUAUCGAAUAUAAUCAAAAAUCCAAAGAAUGCAAAGUAGUUGCACUUGGAACUGGCACAAAAUGUAUAGGAGUUGAUAAAAUGUGUCCAAAUGGUACAAUUCUUAAUGAUUCACAUGCUGAAAUUAUUUGCCGCAGAUCAUUUCUUCGUUAUAUUUAUAGUGAAAUGCUUAAGAAUAAUGAAAUUUUUCAAUUUGAUAAAACAAAAUGUUACUUUUCUUUAAAUCCUGAUAUAACAUAUCAUUUCUUUAGUACACAUCCUCCUUGUGGUGAUGCAACAAUUACAGAGAAUAACGACGAAGCUGUUGCAUCGAAAAAAACAAAAUUAGAUAGUGAUUAUGUUUGUACUGGUGCUAAAAUUUUAGGUAUUAUAAAAGGAUAUAAUUCAAUAACAGGAGAAAAAAAUGAUCCAUUGAAUCAAGAAGAAGGAGCUUUACGUACGAAACCUGGUCGAGGUGUUAGAACUUUAUCAAUGUCAUGUAGUGAUAAAUUAUCAAAGUGGAAUAUACUUGGUGUUCAAGGUGCCUUAUUAGAUUUAUUAUUAAAGGAUCCAAUAUAUUUUAAAACAUUGAAUUUCUGUUAUGAAAUUCAUGUUAUGGAAUCGAUUAAAAGAGCAAUUUAUAAUCGAUGGAAAAUUAAAAAAUUUAUAAAUGAUAGAUAUAUACUGCAAGAACCGGAUAUAAGAAUAAAUUGUGAUACAAUAUUUUACUUAACUAAAUUAGAUGAUAAGAAACCAUCACCACGUAGUAUUGCUUGGUGUAAUACACCAGAAAACGAAAAACCUUUAGAAAACGCAAUCAAUGGUAAAAAACAAGGUAUUACAAAAAAAGCGCUUGAAAAAUCACCAUUAUGUGGAGUACUUCAAAUAUCUAAAUUUAUGCUAUCAAAAAAAUUCAUUGAAGUCGUUAACCAUUACCCAACGAUAAAAGAUAAGAUUUUGAGAAAAAUCGGAGAAUCUAAAUUACAACUUUCUUAUAAAGAAUUAAAAAUAUUAUCAGAAUGUUAUCAAAACGCUUGGAACUCUUUGAAAACUGAUUUUUUUGGUAGUUGGACAGAAAAACCAGAAGAUCUUUUAAAUUUCAAAGUAAAAUUAUGAUAUUUAGUUAUAAAUAUCAUUAUUAUUAUUGUUGUCAGGAAUUUUUUUAAUUCAUUUUGUAUAAUUUGUAAAAAAUAAUAGUUAAGGAUUUUUUUUUUAUCCCAAUUUUUUAGUAGACUAACAAAAAGUGCCGAACUGUUGUUUGUAAAAAAAAUAAAUAAUUUACUUUUGAAUGAUUUAUUUUUGAAGGAUAAAGUAAAUUUACCAGUUGUAUUUCCAUUACAAUUAAUAAAUUACUGGAUACACUACUCUUAUACUCCCGGAAGUUAUGGGUUUUAUGUAUGCAAGUCUAUUUUUAUAGCGAGUUUUUAUUUUAAUUCUAAAUAUAUAGUUUAAGAACUGUAAUUGUUUAAGAAUUGUAAUUUCCGCAUUGAAAAGUUGUAAUUUAGCAGCCAUUGCAAGAAGUUUUGAGAACUUGUAAUACUUUUGAAUCAACAAAAUUUAUAUGAUACUUUUGGGAAGCUGCCAGAAAAUCAGUGCCUUAACUACAAAUACAUCCUUUCAAAUACUUUUUUUUAACUAUAAUUUCUUAGUAGUUAUAACUGGAAUUUCCAUUUCAUUUAUUUCUGAAAAUAAUUUCUUUAUACUAAAGUACUUAGAAUUUGCUAUAUUCUAGACUUGAUA
Molecule: messenger RNA, 1876 nt
Organism: Condylostylus longicornis
Lineage: Eukaryota; Metazoa; Arthropoda; Insecta; Diptera; Dolichopodidae
Gene: Adat1
Product: tRNA-specific adenosine deaminase 1
Exons: 3
Coding region: 47-1252 (401 amino acids)
Biological process (GO): RNA processing
Molecular function (GO): adenosine deaminase activity; RNA binding
Source: RefSeq, a predicted model, not a curated record